AUGAAGUACACCGCCGCUGUUCUUCUGGCCUCGGCCGCUGCCGUCAGCGCCGAUUGCGCUACCACCAGUUACGAGGAGGGCGGAAACUGGUUCUGCCAGGCUGUCAACCAAAUCAAGUACACGAACCUGGCCGCCAGCGGCUCCUACAAGGCCGUCAGCUCCAUGUCCUCCUCUGGAGACUGCUCUUUCUCUGACAAGGCCUACUCGGGUGCCAUUGCUCCCUUCGACGAGGAGCUCUCUGUCCACGUCCGUGGCCCUACCCAGCUGAAGUCGUUCGCUGUGUACAAGCCGGCCGCUACCAAGAAGCGUGCCGAGCACAAGUCUCACAGACGUCACGGCCACCAGCACCUGCACAAGAAGGCCGCCGAGGGCAAGCAGGAGGAGGCCCGCGCUGUUGGUGACGACGUUAUUGCCACCAUCAACGGUCAGGUUGUGUCCUGGAAGAACACCUGGGACGGAAAGACGGCCGCCGUCGCUGACUCGAAGGCUGCCGCCACUACCUACCCAGCAGCAGCCACCACUGCCGCCACGUCCAGCAAGACCACCAAGGCCGCAAGCACUGCUUCCACCUCGGCCGACUUCGACGCUGCCGGCGACUACACCCGUGUCGCGUACUACAGCGCCGAGGACCAGACCGCCGAUGGCAUCACUUUCCUCGGCAACUACGGUGGCCAGGGAUCCGGUGUCUUUGACAACACCUGGGGCAACAGUUUGUCUUACCUUAGCGCCGACGGUACCAGCGGUGCCGCUUCGUCCGAGAUCCUCAGCAACGUUCUCGUUGGCGACAACAAGGAGUACGCCAUCUUCGCUGACACCGAGUGUGCUGAUGGAGAUGAGGAGUGCGGAUACGCCCGCCCUGGCUCCGUUGCCUACCACGGUUUCGGUGGCGCCGACAAGGUCUUCCUGUUUGAGUUCCAGAUGCCUGCCAGCGGCAAGACUGGCUGGAACGAGGACAUGCCCGCUAUCUGGCUCCUGAAUGCCAAGAUUCCCCGUACUGGCCAGUACAGCUCGUGCUCCUGCUGGGGCAACGGUGACGGCUGUGGUGAGGCUGAUGUCUUCGAGGUUCUCGCCUCCGGUGACACCAAGGCCAAGUCCACCUUCCACUUCCUGAACUCCCUCGGAAGCUCCGACUACUUCGACCGCCCUACCAGCAAGUACAUCAAGCUGGCCGUUGUCUUCCAGGCCUCGUCCGAGACCGCCUCGAUCAAGAUCAUUGACGACUCGGUUGACUUUGCCUCGUCUCUCUCGGCGACCACCAUUGAGUCUUUCGUCAAUGAUGAUGGUGACAGCCUCCUGUCCACCAUCAUGUCCUUCCUGUCUGGUUAA
Messenger RNA from Neoarthrinium moseri, 1326 nucleotides. RefSeq lists its product as uncharacterized. The transcript has 4 exons. Gene Ontology annotation, cellular component: fungal-type cell wall. The record is from RefSeq and is a predicted model, not a curated record. The coding region runs from base 1 to 1326 and encodes 441 amino acids. Lineage: Eukaryota; Fungi; Ascomycota; Sordariomycetes; Amphisphaeriales; Apiosporaceae.